Drosophila eugracilis is the source of this 3551-nucleotide messenger RNA. RefSeq names its product G-protein coupled receptor dmsr-1 (gene MsR1). The coding region runs from base 412 to 1851 and encodes 479 amino acids. Gene Ontology annotation, molecular function: G protein-coupled peptide receptor activity. The record is from RefSeq and is a predicted model, not a curated record. The transcript is spliced from 5 exons. Gene Ontology annotation, cellular component: membrane. Gene Ontology annotation, biological process: G protein-coupled receptor signaling pathway. Lineage: Eukaryota; Metazoa; Arthropoda; Insecta; Diptera; Drosophilidae.
GCCUCUCGGUGCCGUUCGCAUCGUCGUCGCUUCGGUUCCUCCAGCUAAACCCACAGAAUCAGUGAAAAAGUUGUAAAAUAAACAAGGUUCGAUUCCAUAUUCAUAAAAAUGUAAAUGAAACCAAAAACGAGAGCAACAACACUAAAGAGAUUUUCCCAAUGAUAAUGCAUUAAGUGAAAGCAAAUAUUUGCGGAACAGCUGUUGAAUAAUUUGCAUAAAUCAACGCCGGAACAACACUUCGGGCUCUAGUUCUGCAGAGCUGCCCGAUGAUAAUUAAUUAUUAAUGCAUCUGCUGGGAGGGCUUUACACGGCUGUCCUUGGCAGCAAAGCCAGUUGCAACAGUGAGUGACAGCCAGCAAUCACAAAAGACCAGCGGCAGUUGCAACAGUUGCUGCAGUUGCAAUAGCAACAAUGGCCAGUGGCAACAAUGAAACUGCGCCGCUCUACUGCGGCAGCGGCAUGGAUAAUUUCCACACAAGCUAUAAAAACAUGCAUGGCUACGUUUCGCUGGUGGUCUGCAUCCUGGGAACCAUUGCGAAUACUUUGAACAUCAUCGUGCUUACCCGACGGGAGAUGCGCUCCCCCACGAAUGCCAUACUCACGGGUCUGGCGGUGGCCGAUUUGGCAGUUAUGCUGGAAUAUAUACCCUAUACCAUACACGACUACAUCCUGACGGACAGCUUGCCGCGGGAGGAGAAGCUCAGCUAUAGUUGGGCCUGUUUCAUCAAGUUCCAUUCGAUUUUCGCCCAGGUUCUGCAUACCAUAUCGAUAUGGCUAACAGUUACCUUGGCCGUUUGGCGUUAUAUAGCAGUGGGUUAUCCGCAAAAGAAUCGGGUCUGGUGUGGAAUGAGAACCACUAUAAUAACGAUAACCACGGCUUAUGUAGUGUGUGUCUUGGUGGUAUCUCCCUCUCUCUAUUUGAUCACAGCUAUCACAGAGCACUUGGAUCAGUUGGACGCCAAUGGCAAGGUCAUCAGUUCUAUUCCCAUGACCCAGUAUGUAAUUGACUAUCGUAAUGAGAUGCUGAGUGCCAAGGCAGCUGCCCUGAAUGCCACGCCCCCAAGUAGUUCUCCAGUGAAUGAAACUCUGUGGUUGAAUGUGAGUUCCUUGAUAACGUCGACGACCACGGCUGCACCACCCACUCCAUCGCCAGUGGUGCGGAAUGUCACGGUUUACAGGCUGUACCACAGUGACUUGGCCCUGCACAAUGCAUCCCUGCAGAAUGCCACAUUUCUCAUAUACAGCGUGGUGAUCAAGUUAAUACCCUGUAUUGCACUUACCAUACUUUCGGUUAGAUUGAUCCUGGCCUUGUUAGAGGCCAAGCGGCGGCGGAAGAAGCUCACCAGUAAGCCCGUAGCUCCGGCUGCCAGUAAUGGGACCAAGUCGGUUAUCAAUGGUAAGGCAGCUGAUAGACCCAGGAAGAAUAGUAAGACUCUGGAGAAGGAGAAGCAGACGGAUCGUACCACUCGGAUGCUGCUGGCCGUGCUGCUCCUCUUUCUGAUCACCGAGUUUCCACAGGGGAUUAUGGGCCUGCUGAAUGCCGUGCUCGGAGAUGUCUUCUAUCUGCAGUGCUACCUAAGACUGAGUGACCUCAUGGAUAUUCUGGCCCUGAUCAACUCCAGUAUCAACUUCAUUCUCUACUGCUCGAUGAGCAAACAAUUCCGGACCACGUUCACGCUGCUGUUUCGUCCCAAAUUCCUGGACAAAUGGCUGCCGGUGGCGCCGGACGAGAUGGCAGCUGCUCGAGCAGAGCGCUCGGCUGUGGCACCUGCGCUGGAAAAAGGACGACAGCAGCCCCAGGUGGUGAUGGCAACCACGACGACCAACAUCACACAGGUGACGAAUCUGUAGCAUAGGAGGAGUCGUGGUCGCCGAACCCUGCUCAGCCGCCUGCUGAGUGUCCUGAAGCGCAGGCGAAGGGAGUCCUCCAACGGCGGGGGAGUAGACGGUGGAGCUCCUGUGUCCGGAAACGGUGCUGUGGAGCCUGAGGCAGAUCCCGUGGCACUGCAGUUCCAGGCCAUUGUUGUGGUCGUUGACAAAGUGACCGGGGCCACGGAUCACCAGCUCUACACCGCUGAAGAGGCUCGCAUUGUGACGUAGUUACUCUGAUAAUAUGCAUAGUUAUCCUUGUAAAAAGCAAACUAGUUGUGUAAGGACCCCGGUUAAACACGAGUUAUUUGCAUACUUUGGUGAGAAAUCGUUAAGCCCGAAUGGUAAUAAUAAUAAAACGCUGGCUCAUCACUCAUACGCACCACUGGUUUUUGCUAUGCUCCUCCCCUUUUCACACUCAAGUGGGAACUAUAAAAAUGCGCUGCAUAAAUUCGCGCAUAUAACUUACAGUUGAGAUCAAAAUAAUAGUAAUAUUUAAUGGUUUCAAAGAUGCAUAAAAAUGUUUACACUUUUUCUUGUUUUUUACCAAAAAUUUAUUUAUAUUUUGAUCUUUAAAUCGAAUUGAUUACAUUUAAGGUUUUCUCACUUAUAUUUCCUUGAACGCUACUGUAUAGAAUUCCGAAAAAAUCAAAUAAAAUAUGGUAAGCCCUUGCAGUUCUCCCACGCGAGGUUGAUCCCAUGCAUUUUCAAGUUGAUUUCAUCCCCAUAAGUAUGCAAUGCACGUGCUCACUCAGAACUACGAAUUUUUGGCAACGAUUUAAACCGAAUAUUUGCAAAAUCUUGUACAUACACACUAUAUAUACACACACACACAUUUAUGUCCGUAUGUUUAGUAAUGGCAAUUAGGUUAAAUUGAAGGCCAGGAAAGUCCUAGGAAUAUUUUUGUAGCCUAAGUUUGAUGCAGCCAUUGGAUAAACACAAGGCAGUUGCAGUGAAGUGCGUUAGUUAAGUCAAAUAUUUUGUGAAUACUUUUGAAAGGAAAUCGGAUUUGGGCUGUGAAUGAAAUUAUAAUUUUCCUUGAACUCAUUUGGGAAUCCACUCACGUUCCAUGGGUCAACUGAAUUUCAUGGAAAUAUUAUUUGCCAGCAGUCACUGCAGCUGACCGAAUAAUCCAAUGAAACAAUGCAUAAAUAUUUGCCAGUUUUUCCUCUCCCUUGGGAAAACUGUAAUUGAAAUCGCUUAAGCCCCUCGACAAAUGACAAAUGGCCAGCGAACGCAUAAAUUAUGAUGAUUGAAGUAUUUGCAAUUGAGCCCCGACAAAUAUUUUCAAUCUCGUUAAUAAUGAACACGCAUAAAUCAUCAGCACACGAGCCUAAAAUAAGUACAUGUGAAUACACGGAGUAAAUGUAAUUAUUUGUUGCUUUUACAACGAUUAAAUUAGCCCAAACUAAAUUGGAAUUAAAUCUAAAAUAUAUUUAAUUAUAUUAUAAAGUUGCCACUUUGCUUACUGAAAGUAAGCAUAAAUAAUAGAUUAAUUGUUGUUUGUUAUACCAAUAUCUAAAUUGACGGAUAAGUGUGAUUUAAGCUACUCAAUUGUCGAGUCGAGUGCCGCGAAAAAAGGUUUAUUAGAGCGUAAUUAAGUUUUUAUAUAGCUAAACAAAAUGUUAAAGUCGAAUUGAAAAGCUCACUGAUUGGUAUUUAACUUUAAGCAAGGCCCAAAC